Eublepharis macularius is the source of this 9896-nucleotide messenger RNA. It is a transcript of the gene CREBBP, whose product is annotated as CREB binding protein. Gene Ontology annotation, cellular component: histone acetyltransferase complex; nucleus; transcription regulator complex. Gene Ontology annotation, biological process: positive regulation of transcription by RNA polymerase II. The transcript has 31 exons. The coding region runs from base 129 to 7439 and encodes 2436 amino acids. NCBI's taxonomy places the organism in Eukaryota, Metazoa, Chordata, Lepidosauria, Squamata, Eublepharidae. The record is from RefSeq and is a predicted model, not a curated record. Gene Ontology annotation, molecular function: protein binding; chromatin DNA binding; transcription coactivator activity.
CCCCCCAACCACUGGGCAUGGGGGCGCAGCGGGGCCUGCCGGCGCUGCCUGUGGGGCGCUGAGCGGCGCUGCCUGGAGCGGACAGCCCGGCCGCCCGGCCCCGUCUCCGUGGGAGCAGCGCCGAGACCAUGGCGGAGAACUUGCUGGACGGGCCGCCCAACGCUAAGCGGGCCAAGCUCAACUCCCCGGGCUUCUCCGCCUCCGACACUGCAGAUUUUGGAUCUCUGUUUGACUUGGAAAACGAUCUUCCUGAUGAGUUGAUCCCUAAUGGAGAGUUGAAUCUUUUAAACAACAGUGGGAAUCUUGUUCCAGAUGCAGCUUCUAAACACAAACAACUUUCGGAUCUUCUGAGGGGAGGAAGUGGCUCUUUAAACCCAGGAAUUGUAAAUGUGAGCUCCAGUAACCAGGUCCCACCAGGAGUCAACAGUCAAGUCCAAGGGCAGCCAAAUAGCGUGAACAUUGGCAACCUGAGUGCAAUGGGAAAGAAUCCUUUAAACCAGGGAGAUGCUGCUACAUCAACUCUGGUCAAGCAGACAGCCAGCACAUCUGGGCCCAGCACACCAGCUACUCAAGCCUUGACCUCUCAGGCACAAAAACAAGUAGGGAUGGUGACAAGCAGCUCAGCAACCUCUCAGACAGGAUCUGGGAUAUGUAUAAACAGUGGCUUCAGUCCGGCACAUCCGGGUCUUCUCAGUAGUAAUUCUGGCCACAAUUUAAUGAAUCAGACCCAACAAGGGCAGGUAAUGAAUGGAUCCCUUGGGGCAGCUGGGAGAGGAAGAGGAGCUGGAAUGCAGUAUACGGCACCCACCAUGCAGGGCAAUGCAGGCAGCGUGCUAGCAGACACCUUAACGCAAGUGUCUCCCCAAAUGGCAAGUCACGCAGGACUGAACCCAACCCAGGCAGGAGCCAUGGCAAAAAUGGGAAUGGCCAGUAACACAAGUCCCUUCGGGCAACAAUUUAGUCAGACUGGAGGGCAGCAGAUGGGAACAACAGGAGUGAACCCUCAGUUACCAGUUAAGCCAGGCGUUGGCAAUAGCUUGUCUCCCUUUCCUACAGACAUCAAGAGUGUCUCAGUUACCAGUGUGCCAAAUAUGCCUCAAAUGCAAACCCAGGUACAGCAGGUGGGAAUUGUACCAACACAGGCAAUGGCAACAGGACCUACAGCUGAUCCUGAAAAGCGCAAACUUAUUCAGCAACAACUGGUUCUUCUUCUUCAUGCUCACAAGUGUCAAAGACGAGAGCAAGCAAACGGAGAGGUGCGCGCUUGUGCUCUUCCCCACUGUCGAACGAUGAAAAAUGUUCUCAAUCACAUGACACACUGUCAAGCUGGAAAGGCCUGUCAAGUUGCCCACUGUGCAUCAUCACGUCAGAUCAUAUCCCACUGGAAGAAUUGUACACGACAUGAUUGCCCUGUGUGUCUUCCAUUGAAAAAUGCUAGUGACAAGAGAAACCAGCAACCGCUCCUUGGAUCCCCUGGUAAUGGAAUCCAGAAUUCUGUUGCAUCUGGAGCAAGCCAGCCAACAACUCCAUCCCUAAGUAACCCUAACCCAAUUGACCCCAGCUCCAUGCAGCGAGCUUAUGCUGCUCUUGGCUUGCCCUAUGGAAAUCAGCCACAGACUCCAUUGCAACCGCAAGUACAAGGCCAGCAAACUGCCCAGCCUCAGACCCAUCAACAAAUGCGGACCAUAAAUGCAUUGGGAGCUAAUCAAAUGAAUCUGGCUGCAGGAGGAUUAACAGACCAGCAAGCUAGCAUGAUCUCAGAAACGGCUCUUCCGACUUCACUUGGCCCAACAAACCCUUUAAUGAAUGAUGGCUCAAAUUCUGGCAGUGUAGGAAAUCUUGGUGGCUCUAUGCCAACAGCUGCACCACCUUCAAGUACUGGGAUGAGGAAAGCAUGGCAUGAACACGUUACUCAGGAUCUGCGCAAUCACUUAGUCCAUAAACUCGUACAAGCCAUCUUUCCCACUCCUGACCCAGCUGCAUUGAAAGAUCGCCGAAUGGAGAAUCUGGUGGCUUAUGCUAGGAAAGUGGAAGGUGAUAUGUAUGAAUCAGCUAACAGUAGGGAUGAAUAUUAUCAUUUAUUGGCCGAGAAAAUCUAUAAAAUACAAAAGGAGCUAGAAGAAAAGCGGAGGUCUCGUUUACAUAAACAAGGUAUCUUGGGUAACCAGCCAGCCCUACAGCCCACUGGGAAUCAGGCUGCUGGCAUUCCACAGGGGGCAGCAACAAUGGCGCAGCCAGUGAGACCUCCCAAUGGACCUAUUUCCAUGCCAAAUGUGCCUAUGAGCCGCAUGCAGGUCUCUCAAGGAGUGGGAGUGAAUCAGUUUAACCCUAUGUCCAUAGGGAAUGUCCAGAUGCCUCAGGCACCAAUAGGACCCCGUGCAGCUUCUCCCAUGAACCAUCCUGUCCAGAUGAACAACAUGGGCUCUGUUUCAGCAAUGGCUAUGUCUCCUUCCCGGAUGCCUCAGCCUCAGAAUGUGAUGGGAGCCCAUUCCAACAGCCUCAUGGGUCAAUCCUCUACGCAAACCCAGUUCCUGCCGCAAAAUCAAUUUCCUGCCUCCACUGGAGCCCUGAAUGUCAACAGUGUAGCCAUGGGGCAAUCAGCAACACAAGCAGCAGUAUCCCAGCAGGGACAAGUUCCUGGUGCAGCUCUUCCUAACUCCGUGACUAUACUAGGACCACAAAAUGGCCAGCUCUCAUGUCCUCCGGUGACUCAACCACCCCUUCAUCAGCCUGUGCCUCCUCUGGCUAGUGUGCCAUCUGUUCAGCACCAAACCCCUCCAGGAAUGACCCCUCCACAGCCAGCAGUGCCUGUCCAGCCGGCCACACCAGUCUCUACUUCAGGACAAGCCCCCACCCCAGUUGCUGGCUCUGUUCCAAAUGCCACACAGAUGCAAAGCACACCUUCAGGGCAAGCAGUUGCACAAACUCAAGUCACACCGCAGCCUCAGACCCCAGUUCAGCCCCCAUCUGUGCCAACGCCACAGCCAUCUCAACAGCAGCCAACCUCCACCCAGGCCCCUGGCACUCCCCUGUCUCAAGCAGCUGCAAGUAUUGACAACAGGGUGCCAACACCAGGCUCUGCUGCCAGUGGUGAUGUCAACACCCAGCAGCUUGGGCAUGACACACAUGUGCAAGAGAUGAAAUCAGACAUCAAGGCUGAAAAAACAGAGUUGGAGUGUGGUGAAGCACCAACGGAGCCAAAGCCCGAGUUGGAGGAGGUCUUACAAGGGCCCACACAAGCCAAAGAAGAAACAAAUGGGAUAGAGAUCAAGCAAGAACCAAUGGAAAUAGAGGGAAAGAAGCCAGAGAUAAAAGAGGAAGAUGAUAGUGGCAGUAAUGGUGCCACUUCACAGUCUACGUCACCAUCUCAGCCAAGGAAAAAGAUCUUUAAACCAGAAGAGCUACGCCAGGCUCUCAUGCCUACUCUGGAAGCUUUGUAUCGGCAGGACCCCGAGUCUCUGCCUUUCAGGCAGCCCGUGGAUCCCCAGCUCCUGGGUAUUCCGGAUUAUUUCGACAUUGUGAAGAAUCCCAUGGAUCUUUCCACAAUUAAGCGCAAACUGGAUACAGGACAGUACCAAGAACCAUGGCAAUAUGUGGAUGAUGUCUGGUUAAUGUUUAAUAACGCCUGGCUUUAUAAUCGUAAGACAUCAAGAGUCUAUAAAUUUUGCACUAAACUUGCUGAGGUCUUCGAACAAGAAAUUGACCCUGUUAUGCAGUCCCUGGGAUACUGUUGUGGGCGCAAGUAUGAAUUUUCUCCUCAAACAUUGUGCUGCUAUGGCAAACAACUGUGUACAAUUCCCCGCGAUGCUGCCUACUAUAGUUACCAGAAUAGGUAUCACUUCUGCGAGAGGUGUUUCACUGAAAUCCAGGGGGAAAACAUUACCUUAGGUGAUGACCCUGCCCAGCCACAGACAACAAUCUCCAAAGACCAGUUUGAAAAGAAGAAAAAUGACACACUAGAUCCUGAGCCCUUUGUGGAUUGCAAAGAAUGUGGCCGGAAGAUGCACCAGAUCUGUGUAUUACAUUAUGAUAUUAUUUGGCCUUCAGGCUUUGUUUGUGACAACUGCUUGAAGAAAACAGGUCGAACACGUAAAGAAAACAAAUUCAGUGCCAAGAGGUUACAGACCACCCGUUUAGGAAACCAUUUGGAAGACAGGGUAAACAAAUUUUUGCGGCGGCAGAACCAUCCAGAAGCAGGCGAAGUCUUUGUGAGAGUAGUAGCCAGUUCAGAUAAAACGGUGGAAGUGAAACCAGGAAUGAAAUCAAGGUUUGUAGAUUCUCGAGAAAUGGCAGAGGCUUUCCCCUACCGAACAAAAGCUCUCUUCGCUUUUGAAGAAAUAGAUGGCGUGGAUGUUUGCUUCUUUGGCAUGCAUGUGCAGGAGUAUGGCUGGGAUUGCCCGCCUCCAAACACCAGGCGUGUAUACAUAUCUUAUCUGGACAGUAUUCAUUUCUUCCGGCCCAGAUGUCUCCGGACAGCUGUUUAUCAUGAAAUCCUUAUUGGGUACCUGGAAUAUGUCAAGAAACUAGGGUAUGUGACAGGCCAUAUCUGGGCCUGCCCGCCAAGUGAGGGGGAUGACUAUAUCUUCCACUGUCAUCCUCCUGAUCAGAAAAUCCCCAAGCCCAAACGCCUUCAGGAGUGGUACAAGAAGAUGCUGGACAAGGCAUUUGCAGAGAGGAUCAUUCAUGACUAUAAGGACAUCUUCAAACAAGCAACGGAGGAUCGGCUGACCAGUGCCAAAGAACUCCCUUACUUUGAAGGUGACUUUUGGCCUAACGUUCUUGAAGAGAGCAUUAAGGAGCUGGAGCAAGAAGAGGAGGAAAGGAAGAAGGAGGAAAGCACAGCUGCUAGUGAAAUACCAGAGGGAAGCCAGAGUGAUAGCAAGAAUGCUAAGAAGAAGAACAACAAGAAGACCAACAAGAACAAGAGCAGCAUCAGCAGAGCCAACAAAAAGAAACCCAGCAUGCCGAAUGUAUCCAAUGACCUGUCUCAGAAGCUCUAUGCCACCAUGGAAAAGCAUAAGGAGGUCUUUUUUGUGAUUCAUUUACAUGCCGGACCUGUCAUAAACACGCUGCCCCCCAUUGUGGACCCGGAUCCAUUACUUAGCUGUGAUCUGAUGGAUGGUCGUGAUGCCUUCCUUACGUUAGCCCGGGAUAAGCACUGGGAAUUUUCUUCACUGCGCCGCUCCAAGUGGUCCACGUUAUGUAUGCUUGUGGAGCUCCAUACCCAAGGGCAGGAUCGUUUUGUCUACACCUGCAAUGAGUGCAAACACCAUGUGGAAACAAGGUGGCAUUGCACAGUCUGCGAGGAUUAUGACCUUUGCAUUAACUGCUACAAUACCAAGAACCAUGAACACAAGAUGGUUAAGUGGGGCUUGGGCCUGGAUGAUGACAGCAGCAGCCAAGGAGACCAACAAUCAAAAAGCCCGCAGGAGUCCCGCCGCCUCAGCAUCCAGCGCUGUAUUCAAUCCCUGGUGCACGCUUGCCAGUGCCGUAAUGCAAACUGUUCGCUGCCGUCCUGCCAGAAGAUGAAGCGGGUCGUCCAACACACCAAGGGCUGCAAGCGCAAGACCAAUGGGGGCUGCCCUGUAUGCAAGCAGCUGAUUGCCCUCUGCUGCUACCAUGCCAAACACUGCCAAGAGAACAAAUGCCCUGUGCCGUUCUGUCUCAAUAUCAAACACAAGCUCCGCCAACAGCAGCUCCAACAUCGCCUGCAGCAGGCGCAGUUAAUGCGACGAAGGAUGGCUACCAUGACCACCCGAAACGUGCCUCAGCAAAGUUUGCCUUCUCCUACCUCAGCAGCUCCUGGGACUCCAACACAGCAGCCCAGCACCCCUCAGACACCUCAGCCUCCCCCUCAGCCUUCCCCUGCCAGUAUGUCUCCAGCUGGCUUCCCUAGUGGGGCAAGAACUCAACCUCCUCCUCCUCCCCCUCCUCCUCCCCCCAUUUCAACAGGCAAGCCUGCCACACCAGUGGCUGUGGCUCCCCCUCCUUCCCAACCACCCCCUGGAGCUGUGGAAGCAGCUCGGCAAAUUGAAAUUGAAGCUGCCCAGCAGCAGCAGCAGCAGCAGCUGUAUAGAGUGAGCAGCAACGGCUUGCCUCCAGGCCGAGCAGCAAUGGGGAGCACAGCAGUAGGAGCUGUGAACCCCAUGCAGCAGCAGGUUGGCAUGAAUGUACCCCGGGCAAACUCUGUGAGCGGCCCCGUGAUAUCCAGCUUGCAGCCUGGACAGUGGCAAUCAGCUCCCAUUCCCCAGCAGCAACCCCUGCAGCCAGGAAUGCCAAGGCCCGUUAUGCCAAUGGCAGCCCAGCAAGCAGUAGCUGGCCCAAGAACGCCAGGUGUACAGCAGCCACCCCGCAGCAUUCCCCCAAAUGCUUUGCAGGAAUUAUUGCGGACUUUGAAAUCGCCAAGCUCUCCCCAGCAGCAGCAGCAAGUGCUCAAUAUUCUGAAGUCCAACCCUCAGCUCAUGGCCGCUUUUAUCAAGCAGAGAACAGCCAAAUACGUAGCAAAUCAGCCGGGCAUGCAGCCCCAGCCUGGCAUGCAGCAACCCCAAACUACACUGCAGCAGCAGCAGCAGCAGCCACCACCCCCACCGACAGGCCUGCACGCUCAGUCUGGCUUGCAGAACAUGAAUGCAUUGCAAGCAGCAGGUCAGAGACCAGGGGUUCCGCCUCAACAGCCAGGGAUGGGAGGCUUGAAUGCCCAGGGCCAGUCGGUCCUGACCCCAAGCCACAAUGCAAGCAUGGCCAAUAUGAGCUCGCAGUACAGGGAGAUCUUGAGAAGGCAGCUCCUGCAACAAGGCAGCCCAGGGAUGGCCACGCAUAAUCAGUUCCAGCAGCCACCGGGGCCAGGAGGCUAUUCCCAAGCCCUGCAACAGCAGCGGAUGCAGCAGCAGCAUCUCUCACUCCAAGGGGGAACCCUGGGCCAGAUGGCUCAGCUGAACCAGAUGGGAACAGAUGGCAGCCACAACAUCCAGCAAGCUUUGCAGCAACGUAUCCUGCAGCAGCAACAGCUGAAACAACAAAUCGGCUCCCCGGCUCAGCCCAAUCCUAUGAGCCCACAGCAGCACAUGCUCUCAGGACAACCGCAGGCGCCUCACCUGCCUGGCCAGCAGAUCACCACUUCCCUUAGCAGCCAGGUGCGGUCACCAGCACCGGUUCAGUCUCCUCGUCCCCAAUCCCAGCCACCACAUUCCAGCCCGUCUCCACGGCUGCAGCCCCAGCCCUCCCCUCAUCACGUCUCUCCGCAGACCGGCUCCCCUCACCCCGGCCUGGCUGUUACUAUGGCCAGCUCCAUGGAGCAGGGACACCUGGGCAACCCCGAACAAAGUGCAAUGCUGCCCCAGCUUAAUCCCCCAAACAGGAAUGUGUUACCAAAUGAAUUAGCCCUGGUUGGCGACACUACAGGAGGUGACACACUAGAAAAAUUUGUGGAGGGCUUGUAGCAUUGUGGGAGCCUCCUGUCCUCUCCCCACUCAUGUCCCUGGACAUUUUGUACUGCAAACAGACAACUCACUUGAGGUGAGACUGGUUCUUCCCACACCCACGGAAGGAUUAAUUGCUGUUUAAAAAAAUACAAAGAAUAUAUAUUUUUUGUUAAAGCCAAUCAGGUGUGGUUCAAAUAACCUGGUCUCCUUUUUGUUGUUGUUGUUGUUGUUAUUGUUGUGGGGUUCUUUUGUUCUGUUGUUACUGUUGACUUUGCUUUUUUUUAAAGGGGAAAAACAAGUCCAUUAUAUUCAUAAUUUUAUUUGUACUUUCAAAACUAAGCAUUUGAGUUUAAGAGAAGAAUAUUAUUUGGAAACUGUUUCCUGAAAUAAUGCAGCAUCCUAAUGUGUCCUGCUCACUUUCUGCCGUGUUGCAGAAAGAUUUUUCCCCCUAUGCUCCACUCUGCAGGUAUCUGAAGUAUUAUUACCCCUGGAAAAGGGUAGGAACCGACUCUUGCACACUCAAAACACACGUUUCAGGUGUAGAAAAUGUUGCUUUGUUUCUCUGAUGAAAUUGGUUUUAGAUUUAAAAAAAUAGGGAUGAUCACUUCUUAGACUGCUAAUUUUAAUACGGAAGCAUAUUCUUUUCUUUCAUUAUUUGAUGUGAAACUUGAAAUGAGGAAAAGCAAUUUUAGUGUAAAUCAUGCAAGCUCUAAUUAUUAUAAAUACAGAAAAUUCAAGAAAAUUCAAUCACUGUAUAGAAGGGGGGGGGAACAAACAUUUCUUACUUCUAUAGCAUAUUGUUAAAUAAACUGUGCAACAGACAAAAAGGGUGGACCUCCUUGAACUCAUGUACAUGGUAUUAACUUAGUGUUUGGGUUUUUUUGUUAUGAAAAUGCUGUUUUCAUCAUUGUAUUUGGACUAUGCAUGUCUUUUUUCCAUUGUAUAUAAAGUAUUGCUUAAAAGUGAUAUAAAUUACUGAAGUUUUUUUAACAUAUAUUUUGUUCUUUUAAAUCCAUGUGAGAAUGUUUAAGGUUUUUAUUUAUUUAUAUCUCUUUUUGAUCAUGUUCUUUGUAAUGUAUAUGGCUAUAAUUAUUCACAUCCUCAUUACACAGCCCCAGCUAGUGGACUUUGCAGACAGCAUCUGUGGGUGCCUCUUAGAGAGAUGGAAAACGACCAUUAACUGCUUUCCCUUUUUCUUCCUUGAGAGUUAACAGGAAUAAAUUAUUAACCACCUUUUAAAUUAAAAAAGUCUAUCAUUUAGAGAAGGGUCACCAACAGAACUUCCUAAAUUAAAUCUGGACCACUUUGAAAUGCUGAGAGAAUGAAAGUCUUGGCUCUAGCAGAAAAAUGACAACUUGGUUCUUGUGCUUUGGGUGGAGCACAUGACAUGCUUAGGUUUUUGUAUGGGAAAUUGCUGCUUCUUUAAUGAGACUGUUUGGUAACUUUGAAUAAGAUAAAAGACAUGAUUCCCCCACCCCUCUUUAAUGAGCUAUAUGGAAAACAGUUGGACUCAUCUCACAAGAUUCCAGUGCCUAAGAUGCCCAUUGGUCAGUGAGUUCACCCCCCCCACCCAAAAGGGAGGGGAAUCCCUGAUACUGUGUCUCAUACUGUGUACUUAAAGGGGGAAGGCCUAUAUUUGUGAUCAAAAAGAAGAAUCUUGACAUGUGCUGGUGUUUUUAAUAAAGCUGGUAAAAAUACGUGGUUCUAGUUGGCUUGGUGCCCCAUUAGGGUUAAGUGGAAAUUGGCAGGCCAAGGAGUUGUGCUAAGGGUGGGGCUGUGGCUCAGUGGCAGAAGGUCCUAGUAUCUCUAGUUAAAAUAAUCAGGUAGUAGGUGAUGUGAAAGACCAUGCUCUGCCAGAGUGCCCUUGCAAGACCAAUGGAAAGAAACUUCAGGUGUUUUAGUCAUUUGUUUCUUUAAAGCGCUGCUUUUGCAUGGCUUCUGGGGGUGGGUGGGGCAACAUCUGGUAGAUGCCUAGGAGGCUAACAAGUCUUUGCUAGAAGCAGAAUACCCCCUCCACUAGCACCAGCACCCUCCAUUUCACCCACACAUCCUGUAACACCGGAAUUGUAGAGAAUGAAGAAACUGCCGUGCACAUGCUCCUUACCAGCAUGUUGAUAAAAGUGUGAGCUAUUAGAAGACCCUCAUUGAACUUUUGAACUGUUCCCUUCCUCACAUUAAAGUAUUUGACAGAGCAAGCGUCUGUGGCUUACCAUUGCUUUCUCCUCCACAGUGCCUUCUUCAAGCUGGCCAGUGCCUCUUUUGUCCCUUAGCUGGUUUAUAGAUUUGUUGACUAGUACCUGCUUGUGUUUGGCUCUUCCUCUGUAAGGAAAAGCACAGCCACUGUAAUGUAGACUCAAUCUCCAAGCUCUUUUAAACGACAUUUUCAGAGCAAUCCUAAGUAGGUCUACUCUGAAAUGAGUACCAUGUUAUUCAAUGGAGUUUACUCAUAGGAAAGUAUUCUUAGGAUUGCAGCCU